Molecule: messenger RNA, 946 nt
Organism: Rhopalosiphum maidis (corn leaf aphid)
Lineage: Eukaryota; Metazoa; Arthropoda; Insecta; Hemiptera; Aphididae
Gene: Sod2
Product: superoxide dismutase [Mn], mitochondrial
Exons: 5
Coding region: 129-797 (222 amino acids)
Biological process (GO): superoxide metabolic process
Cellular component (GO): mitochondrion
Molecular function (GO): metal ion binding; superoxide dismutase activity
Source: RefSeq, a predicted model, not a curated record
UUAUUUCGAGGUUUUAUAAUUUUAUAUUUGUUCAUUAGCCAAUAAACUUAUAUAAUUAAUUAUAUUACACUCUAGUUGAAACGUUUUUUAAAUUCUUAGAACGUUUGCUACCAAUUAUUUUGUGAAAAAUGUCGGCCAAAAUUGUUAAAAAUAUUUUGAAAAGUGUACCAUUCAGUCGCCUUUGUAUGUCCCAAAUUAGAACAAAAGCAACAUUACCUACUCUGGCAUAUGAAUAUAAAGACUUGGAACCAAUCAUAUCACGAGAUAUCAUGGAAAUUCACCACCAAAAACAUCAUAAUACUUAUGUAGUAAACUACAACAAUACACUUGAUAAAUUACAGACUGCUGUAGCAAAAGACGAUACAGCGACAAUCAUAAGCUUGGCACCUGCACUUAAGUUCAAUGGCGGUGGUCAUAUUAAUCAUUCUAUUUUCUGGGAUACACUUACACCUCAUUCAACUAAACCUUCUGAUGAUUUGGAUAAGGCUUUAAUCCAAAACUUUGGUUCAUGUGAUGAAUUUAAGAAACAACUAGCUGCAGCUUCUAUUGCAGUACAAGGUUCUGGAUGGGGUUGGCUUGGGUUUAAUCCUCAAACAAAGAAAUUGACUGUAAUAAGUUGUGCUAACCAAGAUCCACUAUUUUCAACUACUGGAUUGAUUCCUUUGUUUGGAAUUGAUGUUUGGGAACAUGCUUACUACUUACAAUAUAAAAAUGUUCGUGCUGAUUAUGUCAACGCAAUUUUUGAAGUUGUAAACUGGGAUGCUGUGUCCAAACGUUUUGCUGAAGCUUCUGCUUGAUUUUUCUCAAUUUAUAUUAAUUAUUAUUUCUACUUUAUAGUUCUUAUUGAGUAUAUAUUUAAAUUUAAACAAUCAAAUAUGUACUUUUUAUGUAUUCCUGUAAACACUGUUUAGUUUCAAUUAAAAUAUAUUAAUAUUAAUAAAUUGUA